UUGCUUGUGUUUGCCUGUAUUGCUGAUGGGUUCGGUUAUUAUCUCCCCUUCUUUCUAGCUGGGUUGCCCUUCCUCAUCAUUGAAACGAGCACAAUCCAGCCCUACCAGCGGGGCUUCUACUGUGAUGAUGACAGCAUCAGGUACCCGCUGAAGACAAUGGAGACAAUCAACGAUGCAGUGCUGUGUGCUGCGGGCAUCCUCAUCGCCAUCCUCGCCAUCAUAACGGGAGAGCUCUACCGCAUCCACUACCUGAAGGAGAAGUCACGCUCCUUUAUCCAGAACCCCUACGUGGCAGCGCUCUACAAGCAGGUGGGCUGCUUCGUUUUCGGCUGCGCCAUCAGCCAGUCCUUCACAGACAUUGCCAAAGUGUCCGUCGGGCGCUUGCGGCCGCAUUUCCUGGAAGUUUGCGAUUUGGAUUUCUCCACCAUUAACUGCGCUAAAGGAGUUUACAUCCAAAACUACACCUGCAGGGGAAGCGACAGCAAGGUCCAGGAAGCCAGGAAAUCCUUCUUCUCCGGACACGCGUCCUUCUCCCUCUACACCAUGCUGUAUUUGGUG
Phaethon lepturus (White-tailed tropicbird) is the source of this 558-nucleotide messenger RNA. RefSeq names its product phosphatidic acid phosphatase type 2B (gene PLPP3). Gene Ontology annotation, biological process: phospholipid dephosphorylation; phospholipid metabolic process; canonical Wnt signaling pathway. The record is from RefSeq and is a predicted model, not a curated record. Gene Ontology annotation, molecular function: phosphatidate phosphatase activity. The annotation marks the transcript as partial. The transcript is spliced from 3 exons. Lineage: Eukaryota; Metazoa; Chordata; Aves; Phaethontiformes; Phaethontidae.